Closterium sp. NIES-65 is the source of this 2013-nucleotide messenger RNA. Lineage: Eukaryota; Viridiplantae; Streptophyta; Zygnematophyceae; Desmidiales; Closteriaceae. The record is from the annotation of a GenBank genome assembly.
AUGCCGCCCCAUUCUCAUGCUUUCCAUCACCCCACCCCAUUCUCCCGCUUUCCAUCACCCCGCCCCAUUCUCCCGCUUUCCAUCACCCCGCCCCAUUCUCCCGCUUUGCAUCACCCUGCCCCAUUCUCCCUCUUUCCAUCACCCUGCCCCAUUCUCCCUCUUUCCAUCACCACACCCUAUUCUCCCUCUUUCCAUCACCCCGCCCCACUCUCCCACUUUCCAUCACCCCACCCCUUUCUCCCGCGUUCCAUCACCCUGCCCCAUUCUCCCGCUUUCCAUCACCCCGCCCCAUUCUCCCGCCUUCUAUCACCCCGCCCUAUUCUCCCGCUUUCCACCACCCUGCCCCAUUCUCCCGCUUUCCAUCACCCUGCCCCAUUCUCCCGCUUUCCAUCACCCCGCUCCAUUCUCCCACCUUCCAUCACCCCGCCCCAUUCUCCCGCUUUCCGUCACCCCGCCCCAUUCUCAAGCUUUCCAUCACCCCGCCCCAUUCUCCUGCUUUCCAUCACCCCGCCCCAUUCUCCCGCUUUUCAUCACCCCGCCCCAUUCUCCUGCUUUCCAUCACCCCGGCACAUUCUCCCGUUUUCCAUCACCCGCCCCAUCCUCCCCUCCCAUUUAAACCCUAAACCCAUUCUCCUGCUGGCGAUCACCUCGCCCUAUUCUCCCGCUUUCCAUCACCCGCCCCAUUCUCCCGCUUUCCGUCACCCCGUCCCAUUCUCCCUCUUUUCAUCACCCCGCCCCAUUCUCCCUCUUUCCACCACCCCUCCCCAUUCUCCCGCUUUCCAUCACCCCGGCCCAUUCUCCCUAUUUCCAUCACCCCGCUCAAUUCUCCCACUUUCCAUCACCGCGCCCCAUUCUCCCGCUUUCCGUCACCCCGCCCCAUUCUCCCGCUUUCCAUCACCCCGCCCCAUUCUCCCUCUUUCCAUCACCCCGCCCCAGUCUCCCUCUUUCCAUCACCCCGCCCCAUUCUCCCUAUUUCCAUCACCCUGCCCCGUGCUCCCUCUUUCCAUCACCCCGCCCCAUCCUCCCUAUUUCCAUCACCCCGCCCCAUUCUUCCGCUUUCCAUCACCCCGCCCCAUUCUCCAGCUUACCAUCACCUCGCCCCUUUCUCCCGCUUUCCAUCACCCCGCCCCAUUCUCCAGCUUUCCAUCACCCCACCCCAUUCUCCCGCUUUCCAUCAACCCGCCCAAUUCUCCCGCUUUCCAUCACCCCGCCCCAUUCUCCCGCUUUCCAUCACCCCGCCCCAUUCUCCCGCUUUCCAUCACCCCGCCCCUUUCUCCCGCUUUCCAUCACCCCGCCCCAUUCUCCCUCUUUCCAUCAACCCGCCCCAUUCUUCCGCUUUCCAUCACCCCGCCCCAUUCACCCCGCCCCAUUCUCCCUCUUUCCAUCAACCCGCCCCAUUCUUCCGCUUUUCUUCACCCCGCCCUAUUCUUCCGUUUUCCAUCACUCCGCCCCAUUCUCCUGCUUUCCAUCACCCCGCCCUAUUCUCAAGCUUUCCAUCACCCGGCCCCAUUCUCCCGCUUUCCAUCACCCCGCCCCAUUCUCCCGCUUUCCAUCACCCCGCCCCAUUCUCAAGCUUUCCAUCACCCCGCCCCAUUCUCCCGCUUUCCAUCACCCCGCCCCAUUCUCCCGCUUUCCAUCACCCCGCCCCAUUCUCCCGCUUUCCAUCACCCCGCCCCUUUCUCCCUCUUUCCAUCACCCCGCCCCAUUCUCCCGCUUUCCAUCACCCCGCCCCAUUCUCCCGCUUUCCAUCACCCCACCCCAUUCUCCUGCUUUCCAUCACCCCGCCCCAUUCUCCCUCUUUUCAUCACCCCGCCCCAUUCUCCCUCUUUCCACCACCCCGCCCCAUUCUCCCGCUUUCCAUCACCCCGGCCCAUUCUCCCUAUUUCCAUCACCCCGCUCCAUUCUUCCUCUUUCCAUCACCCCGCCCCAUUCCCUCGCUUUCCGUCAACCUGCCCCAUUCCCUCGCUUUCCAUCACCCCGCCCCAUUCUCACUCUUUCCAUCACCUCGCCCCA